Molecule: messenger RNA, 585 nt
Organism: Phytophthora sojae
Lineage: Eukaryota; Oomycota; Peronosporomycetes; Peronosporales; Peronosporaceae
Exons: 4
Coding region: 1-585 (194 amino acids)
Source: RefSeq, a predicted model, not a curated record
AUGAAGAAGGGGAGGGUUCUCAGCCUCCCAUUUGCAAAAGAAACGAGAAAGCUGCCACGCGGCUGCGACGACUUUGUGAUGGCUCUAGGACGCGCGCUGCGCAGCCAGACGUCCAAGGAAAGUCCUGGGUACCGCGACAUGGGGCGCAACCACUCCAGAGACGAAGGCUUCGUCGACGUCCAGCCGGAGGCGGAGGACAGCCCGGACGAAUCUUCCCCGCGAAAAAAAAACGGACGCAAGCAACACGGAACCCUCGCUCUCAAGCGCUACCCAACAAAGCGAAGUAGACCCCACGAGCCAGGCGAGCGACACGUGGCCAACGUGCGCGUGGACAAGUUCCGAAAUCGAAGCCCAACGCACGGCCGGACGCGCAGCCCCGCCCGUGCCGAAGGCCUCGCCGCCUGCGGAUGCCGGGCUGCUCGAGAUGCAACCCCCGCCAGCGCCGAACGACUUGCAGCUGCUGGAGAAGGACGCGCCCGUCCGAAGGACGCGCAGCCCGUGAUGCAGCCCGCGCCGCCUUUCACGAAGGCCGCGCCGCCCAAGAAGCAGGACGAGCCCCCAAGAAGCAGGACACGGCGCCCGUGA